Molecule: messenger RNA, 1974 nt
Organism: Symbiodinium natans
Lineage: Eukaryota; Dinophyceae; Suessiales; Symbiodiniaceae
Source: the annotation of a GenBank genome assembly
AUGUCGGUGGCAGUCUCGACUCCACAAGAAGUGGAACUUCCCCUGCGAAGCAGACUCUCGGUUCCCGAAGAGCCCAGGGAGCACCGGCACAGCCUCAUUCCCAGCCAUCGGACUCUUUCGGCUUCCAGCCAGCAGCCACCACGGCCUCGAGCGAGCAGACGAUCGGUUCUCGCGGAGACGAGCAGGGACCUGGACAACGGCGCCGCCCCAAGGCACCAGAGUCACACCAACCUGGCUAUUGCUGUGUACACUGCGGUGCGCAUCACGGCUAGUGUGCGUCUGCUGCUGCUGCAAAGUUCGGCGUGUUAUGGCGCAUGCAUGCGUGGUGGGUGGUGCUAUAAUGCGCAUGCCGAAAAGGAUUAUUGUGAUUCUGAUGGUGCUGCGUGGUGUGAUACGUACUGCAUCAGCGAAAUCAUUGGGAGACUAUGUGAUUCCAUUGCGCGGCCUCUGGUGACUGGCCUCGGACUUUACAUUUUCCUCCACAGGAGAGAUCGCUUCUCUGCCAAGGAACCUCUCCACACACGAGCUCGUUUUCUAGUCUUCUGCCUGGCAUCGUUCCACUGCGAUGCCUCUGUCGCUGAAACUUUGGCUGACCGCCAUGCAUUCCAGGCUCUGAUGUUGCUGUGGGAGGUCCUCUGCAACGGGGUCCAGAUGCAGAUGACAAACCUAAAGCUGCAUGCAUUGGGCUUCCAUAUAACAGCACGGCUUUGUGCAGCACUCAUGCUCGUGAUUCUUUGCGCAAUGUGUAUUGGCCUUCCAUUCUUUCUGUUCUGGAAUGAUGCAUGGAAGUCCGAGAUGGGGCAACUGCCUGUACUCGUCGCACUAGCUUGCACUGGCGCCACGUUGCUCCUUCAAUUCUGCGGCCUCUGCUAUGCAGCGGGCAGAUCCUUGUGCCUGGGAUGGCACGAUGCGGCCAUCAAGGCCGCGGGCGUUUGCUUGUGCAUCAACGCUGCCCUCUUGAUUCCGGGCCCUCUUCUUAGCAUCUUCGGCGGUGCUUUUUUUGCUGUGAAUGAAAGCAACGCGCAAGAGGAUCGCUGGUCUGUGUUGCUGACCGUGGACAUCGGCCUACAAGUGCUGAACGUGCUGCUGCUUAGCGGCAUGGUCGGCCCGCAGCAGUGGGCGCGGCCGAUGGAGGCCUUCCAGAAGCUCGCGGAGUUUCAGGGCUUCGGCUUAUCCACCAAACGCAUCGCCUUCCCGGGGAAGGUGAACGCGGCAGCCCGCGACUGCAUUGUGUCCUUCCCUGGGAAGUACAGCGACGAGUGGGACGCCGCCGUGUCAGCCGCAAGCUCCCAAAGCGCCUUUUCCUUGGCCUGCGUGUUCCUGACGGACCGCGCCUCGGGUCUUGGCGAGCACUCGGCAGAUCCCGAUCAUCCGGGGAGGUGCUGGUGCCAUGCGCUCUACGGAAGCCUGCCGGCCUCCACGUACCUGAGCGUGGUGGAUGUCCAGCAGCUGCGGCAAGAGCAAGGAAACGACGAAGCCAGCUAUCAGCAGCAGCUGAGCUUCAAGAAAUCCGACGCCGAAGCCAUGGGGCAGCUGCUGCUCAUCAAGGACCUCCAGGCAGAGCUGGAGUGGCAGCAGGAGCUUUCCCAGGCGCUCAACGACGCGGAGGACCGGUGCCUGGCAAACCAUGCCCGCGCCCCUUGGGGCUGCCGCUGGUUCGAGGAGUGGAGGAAGAACGUCAGCAAGGCGUCCGAGCUGGGUCAGAGGCUGCACGUCUUCUACUUCGAGGGCUGCAAAGGCCAAGGCAAGGUCGCCUGGGACCAGCUCCCUGACAAAGAGGUGCGGGAGCAAGUUCGCGCGUGCAGUGGCCUGGGUGCGUCGCAGACAGCAGAAGUCGCCUAUCUUCACAGAUUGGGCUUGAGCUACGUGGAGCACGACAUCACAGACUUCAAGGAGAUGAUGAGUUCCAACUGUUCACCAGCGAGUUGGCCCAACGAACAAAAAAAUCGGAACCUGAGCCGGGAGGCUUCAUGA